This is a messenger RNA of Colletotrichum fioriniae, 522 nucleotides long. The record is from RefSeq and is a predicted model, not a curated record. Lineage: Eukaryota; Fungi; Ascomycota; Sordariomycetes; Glomerellales; Glomerellaceae.
AUGGCUGCUAUUGUCAAGGCGAUCAACGCAAAGAUCAGGUCCAACCCUGUGUCGGACUAUGUCUGCUCUACCCGUACGCCCCCGGCGCUUACGGACCACGAUACUCCGGUGCCGGCCGCUCGCGAUAGCUUCAAGAUGGACGUUGGACGGCAAGCUAACCCGUCACGCACCGCAGAUUUCUGGGGCCCCGUCUCCAACUUUGGUAUCCCUCUGGCCGCUGUCAUGGACACCCAAAAGUCCCCCGACCUGAUUUCCGGCCAGAUGACGGGCGCUCUCUGCAUCUACUCUGCCACCUUCAUGCGCUACUCCCUCGCCGUCUCGCCCAAGAACUACCUCCUCUUCAUGUGCCACUUCAUCAACGAGGGCGCCCAGCUUACCCAGGGAUACCGUUACAUGCAGUACAACUACUGGGGAGGAAAGGAGGCUUCCGCAACCAAGGACGCGUUCGAGACUGUUCAGAAGAAGGCUGAUGCCAUCGAGGCCAAGGUCGAGACCAAGGUCAAGGAGGCUGUUGGCAAAUAA